Messenger RNA from Cavenderia fasciculata, 2505 nucleotides. It is a transcript of the gene gaa, whose product is annotated as alpha-glucosidase. Gene Ontology annotation, molecular function: carbohydrate binding; hydrolase activity, hydrolyzing O-glycosyl compounds. The coding region runs from base 1 to 2505 and encodes 834 amino acids. The record is from RefSeq and is a predicted model, not a curated record. Gene Ontology annotation, biological process: carbohydrate metabolic process. The transcript has 4 exons. NCBI's taxonomy places the organism in Eukaryota, Evosea, Eumycetozoa, Acytosteliales, Cavenderiaceae.
AUGACAACGGUUCAGCUAACAAAGUAUGGAUACAGUGGUCAAUUAAGUUUACUUUCACCUGGACCCUACGGUAAUGACAUUGGUCUCUUGUAUUUCGAUGUAUACUUUCAAACACAACAAAUCGUUCGAUUCAAAAUCUACGAUCCAAAGAAUGAGCGAUGGGAAGUACCAUUCACCAAUCAACUGCCAACUGCCACCUCCAAACCAAACAUCCUAGACUAUGACGUUAAAUUCACUGCCAAUCCAUUUGGUUUCACCGUAGUUAGAAUUGCAACCGGUGAAAUAUUAUUUAAUUCUUCACCAUCAACUGGUUGUCCAACAAAUGGUUUAAUUUUUGAAGAUUAUUAUCUUGAAUUAUCAACAAGUUUUACAGUAUCUAAUCCAAAUCUUUAUGGGUUGGGAGAAAGAGCUGCACCUUUGAGAUUAAACAAUUCAAUGACUUAUACAUUGUUUGCCAAGGAUCAGGGGACUGCGUCGACAGAGAAUAUCAAUCUCUAUGGAUCACAUCCAUUCUAUAUGCAAUUGUUGCCCAAUGGUAAUGCCAAUGGUGUGUUUAUGCUUAAUUCCAAUGCCAUGGAUGUUGUCUUGCAACCCAAUUCAUUGACCUACAAGAUUGUCGGUGGUAUCAUUGACCUCUUUAUCUUUACCGGUCCCACCCCAGUCAGCGUCGUCCAACAAUACGCCCAAUUGAUUGGUAAUCCUCACAUACCACCCUACUGGUCUCUCGGAUGGCACCAAUGUCGUUGGGGUUAUCACACUGUCGAACAAACUGAACAAGUUGUUGCUAAUUAUUCAAAAUAUGGUAUUCCUUUAGAAACAAUGUGGAAUGAUAUUGAUUAUAUGGAUGCAUAUAAAGAUUUUACAGUUGAUCCUGUUAAUUUCCCACAAACGUUGAUGUUUAAUUUUGUAAACAGUCUACAUGAAAACCAUCAACAUUAUAUUAUGAUUGUUGAUCCAGGUAUUCAUAAUGAAGAGGGGUAUGCUCCAUACGACGACUUGAUGACCCUCGGAUCGUUUAUUACAACCGAUCAAGGUCAACCGUUGAUUGGAAAGGUGUGGCCAGGCUCAACUAUAUUCCCAGAUUUCCUCGACCAGAAAGCAUGGGACUUUUGGCAACAACAACUUCAAAACUAUCAUGACAUGGUACCAUUUGAUGGUGUUUGGAUUGAUAUGAAUGAAGUUAGUAAUUUUUGUGAUGGUGAUUGUAGCGAUAGCAAUAGCAAGAGUGGUAAAAUGAUGUCAAUGUUCGGUUCAUUUGAUCCAAAUAAUCCACCAUAUCUACCAGGUGGAGUAUCACUUGACCAACAUACAAUCAAUCUUACAGCUGUUCAAAAUGGUAAUAUUUCAGUUUACAACUCACAUUCACUUUAUGGGUAUACUGAAGGUAUGGCUACUGUAGAUGCCGUCCAUCAAAUCCUUGGUACUCGUACCACUGUCAUUAGUCGUUCAACUUUUCCAGGUACCGGCUCACACAAUGGUCAUUGGUUAGGUGACAAUGAAUCAUCCUACAAUGACUUAUACCUUUCUAUCCCAGGUAUGCUAAAUAUGAAUAUUUUUGGUAUUCCUUUAGUUGGUGCUGAUAUUUGCGGAUUUAAUAAAGAUUCAAAUUCAGAUUUAUGUGGUAGAUGGAUGCAAUUGGGUAACUUUUACCCAUUCUCUCGUAACCAUAAUUCAUUUAAUUCGAUUCCUCAAGAACCUUAUGUUUGGGGACAAGCUGUCAUUGAUGUUUCGAUCAAUGCAAUCAAUCUAAAGUAUACGCUGUUGCCAUACUAUUAUACAUUGUUUUAUUUGGCCAAUACUCAAGGUCUACCAGUGAUGCGUCCACUCUUUAUGGAAUACCCAACCGACGCCAACACCUAUGCCAUUGACACUCAAUUCCUUGUUGGUCCAUCACUCUUGGUAUCGCCAGUCCUCACUGCCAACACUACUACAGUCACUGCUUAUUUCCCAACCGACACUUGGUACGAUUUCUUUACUGGUUCGCCAGUUGCCCAAGUUGGCAAGUCUCAAGUACUCCCUGCCCCAUUCGAUGUGAUCAAUGUUCAUAUUCGUGGUGGUUCCAUACUUGCACUCCAACCAACCCAAUCAUAUGUUCCAGGAGAAGGUGAAAUCCCCAUCACUACCCAUGUUGCCCGUACACUCCCCUUCACCAUUAAUGUCGCCCUCGAUUCGACUGGCAGUGCUCAAGGACAACUCUUUUUGGAUGAUGGUAUCUCUCUUGACACUAUCGAGAAUGGUCAAUACACUGUCAUUGAUCUUCAAGCCUAUUAUGACUCUACUCUUGGACAAUACGCAUUUGAAUCAUCCGUCUCUUUUGCCGGAUCCUAUCUUAGCAAUGCCACCAUCUCUACUGUCGUCAUUUUUGGUGUCUCUGAACCUGUAUCCAAUGUAUAUGUUGAUGGCACUCCAAGCACCGCCUAUACCUAUACCGCUGAAUACCAAUCUCUCUCUAUUAAUAACCUUGUCCAAUCAAUCACUUCUACUAAUCUUAUCACUUGGAAUUAA